GCGCCGGGAGGCGGGGAGAGGAGCCACGCUGGCCGCCCGCGAAUCCGACUGAAGGCAAAUCCUCCAGAUGGACUAAAGGCAAAAUGGCUCUGGUUCCCUACGACUCGGAAGGAAUAGGGAUACAGAAAUUCCAUAAACCUCAGGCCACCUAUACGUUUGCAAACCGCGUGAUCCAUAUCCAGCAGGACUGGAAGCAACUGGGUGUGGCAGCCGUGGUAUGGGAUGCGGCCGUGGUUCUCUGUACCUACCUGGAGAUGGGGGCUUUCAAUCUUCAAGGCUGUUCUGUGGUGGAGCUAGGAGCUGGAACAGGACUAGUGGGCAUUGUGGCUGCUUUGUUGGGUGCUCACGUGACCAUCACAGAUCGGAAAAUAGCACUAGAAUUUCUCAAGUCCAACGUUCAAGCCAACUUGCCUCAUGAUAUACAACCAAAAGCUGUGGUUAAGGAGUUGACUUGGGGGCAAAACUUGGGGACCUUCUUGCCAGGAGAGUUCGACCUGAUCCUGGGGGCUGACAUCAUCUACCUGGAAGAGACUUUUGUGGAUCUCCUUCACACCCUGGAGCAUCUGUGCAGUGACCGUUCUGUCAUCCUUCUGUCUUGCCGCAUCCGAUAUGAACGGGAUCACAACUUCUUAAAGAUGCUAGCAAAGCGCUUCACUGUGCAGGAGGUUCACUAUGACCUUGAGAAGGAUGUACACAUAUAUAAAGCACACAGGAGAAGCCACAAGGAGGACCUGUAGAGUAUAGUCAGAAUUAUUUGCCAUAGACAUACUGUAACAUUUAUUGUGUUAUCUUGUUAGGUGAACACUGGAUUAUGAACUUAAUGUUGUGGCAUCAUAUGUAGCUAUCUGUGUCACUAUUGAGACAAAUUCCUUAUCUGGCAAUAUCUUCUCAGGCAGAUCAAAGUCAGAAGAAUGAAGCAUUUCUGCAGCAUCAAUCUUGUGAUGGAAUGCUUCUAUGGACAAGUGCUCAGACCCAUCUGGAUAAUGUUGAGGGCUAGGGACUGGACUUGUGAUUUAUGAUUUCAGUGGUGUGACUUCAGUGGCCUCUAUAAUUUAGUGGACCUAUGAUUUAUGAUUUCAGUGCUUAUGACUUCCAGAGAAGGUAACUCCCUCUACCAACAUAGGUCAGCACCUUUCCUGAAACUUACUGUAUUGCAGAGUGCCUUAGAGAACCAAGAAGGGAAAUGACCCGGCCAGUGGGUCAGAGGUGGCCCAUGAACCCAGGUCAUCCUGGCUUUUGGGACAGUUCUGUAUGCCAGGCUGCCUCUCCUGUGGAUGUGGGAAGGCAGAGUUAUACAAAUGGCUUAGAAUUUACUGUGAAAUGUUCAGUGUUUCAUAUAGAGUUUUCAGAGUGUGAAAGAAAUUUGUUUAUACAUUCCCUACUUGUCUUUGUUGGCCCUGCAUGGGUCUUUUCUACUUUUGUCUGGUGGCUGCAAUUUGUAAUUAGAACAUAUUAUACUUCUAAUUUCUAAUUUCAUUUGCAUAAAAAUAUAAUAAAAUGAUUGAAAUAAAUAUUUUAUGUAUUUUGAAAAAUGAGUUUUUAGCUGAGAAAAUAAAUCAGUUUUUACCCUUUUA
Trichosurus vulpecula (common brushtail) is the source of this 1574-nucleotide messenger RNA. It is a transcript of the gene METTL21A, whose product is annotated as methyltransferase like 21A. The transcript has 4 exons. The coding region runs from base 84 to 737 and encodes 217 amino acids. The record is from RefSeq and is a predicted model, not a curated record. Gene Ontology annotation, cellular component: cytosol; cytoplasm. NCBI's taxonomy places the organism in Eukaryota, Metazoa, Chordata, Mammalia, Diprotodontia, Phalangeridae. Gene Ontology annotation, molecular function: protein-lysine N-methyltransferase activity. Gene Ontology annotation, biological process: peptidyl-lysine methylation.